Messenger RNA from Selaginella moellendorffii, 1770 nucleotides. Its product is annotated as catechol O-methyltransferase. Gene Ontology annotation, molecular function: O-methyltransferase activity. The transcript is spliced from 4 exons. Lineage: Eukaryota; Viridiplantae; Streptophyta; Lycopodiopsida; Selaginellales; Selaginellaceae. The record is from RefSeq and is a predicted model, not a curated record. The coding region runs from base 956 to 1690 and encodes 244 amino acids.
UGUGGUGGAACGAGGUUCGUAUGCUCGCCUCUUUCGCUUUCUCUUACACGAGCAGAAGGAUCCCGUGCUGUGGCGCCGGCGAUGGCCGCGAGGAGAAGCUGAUGGAUCAUGUGCUGCAGAAUGCCGAGCGGAAUCCAGAGUCUGUGAUCCAAACCAUGGAUGCGUUUGCGAAAUCGGGCACCUGGUUCAUGUCCAUCGGCGAUCGCAAGGGUAAGAUUCUCGAUGCCGCGCUCCAGAAGAGAAAGCCGGCGCUCGUGCUGGAGCUCGGAUCCUACUGCGGUUACUCGGCCGUGAGGAUCGCGUCCCAGCUGGCGAUUCCAGGCAGCAAGCUGUUCACUGUGGAGAUCAAUCCUCGCUAUGCCGACAUUGCCAGGCAGAUUAUCGAUCACGCAGGCCUGUCUUCUCAGAUCCAUCAGCUUCCGGGACCUUUGAGCAGUCAGAUCGAAGCUCUCCAGCUUGCGCUCAAGAGCUCCUCCUUAGAUUUUGUUUUCAUGGAUCAUAGCAAGGAUUACUACUUGGAAGACUAUCUACUGCUCAAGAACUUUAAGCUCAUUGGAGAUGGCUCUGUAGUCUUCGCGGAUAACAUGGGAUUCCCGGGCUCGCCACAGUUUUGGAACUAUCUCCACAGAGGGGAGGGCCAGGAGCUAGAAACGGAGUACCAUCAAACGAAGGUGGAGUAUCUUGACUGGAUCAAUGAUACAGUCGCCAUAUCUACCUUUCGUGGAUGAAUGUUCUCUAGGUAGCUACCUUUCCUUUUCGAUCAGCCUGCCAAAGAAAAAAAAAGAAAAAAGCCCAUCUCAGUCGUGAGUCGUGACUGAAGUUACUUAAAGGACAGUGGAGUUUUGGUCCCACAUAUUGCCAGCCUCUCGUGAGAAGGUUUUGAAAGGUUUCUCUCUGGAUCUGAUGUAUUUGUGAUUUGAGCAGGAAGGGGGGAUUGAGGGCUUGCACGUCAGUCAUGUGGAAGGGAGUCGUCACUUUCCUGUCGUUCGGAAAGUUCAUGGGGGGAUUUUUCUUCCAUGGCUGGGGUGGUGAUGGCAGGGAGGAACAGCUGCUGGAGUAUGUGCUAGAAAACGCGGAACGAGGUAACCCCCAGUCGGUUAUACAGGCUGUGGACGAAUUUGCACGCUCCGGCACCUGGUUUAUGAACGUUGGAGAGGAAAAGGGCCGCAUUUUGGACUCGUCAAUCGCCAAGAAGAAUCCUCAGCUCGUUCUCGAGCUCGGAACUUACUGUGGCUACUCGGCUGUGAGAAUGGCAGCAAAUCUCAAACACCCCGACAGCAAGCUGAUCUCGCUGGAGCUCACUCCUCACAUCGCUGACAUCGCUAGAAGGAUCAUCGACCACGCAGGGCUUUCGUCCAAAGUGGAGGUGCUGCUGGCGCCACUGAGCCGUCAGAUCGACACCAUAAAGUCGACUCUGGCCAAGACGAACGGGCAGUGCUUCGAUUUCGUGUUCGUGGAUCACGAUAAAGACUUGUACUUGCCGGACUACUUGCUGCUCAAGGAGAAGGGUCUCAUCGACGAAGGGAGCGUGAUCUUCGCGGACAACAUGGGGUUCCCAGGCUCUCCAAAGUUCUGGAGCUACAUCCAAUCGCAUCCUCAGGAGCUGGAGACCGAGGUCCACAAAUCUGCCGUGGAGUACAUUAGUUGGAUCCGCGACACAGUGACAGUCUCUACGUUCCACAAGCUCUAAGAGUCGAUAGCUAGUCAAAUAAUAGUCAACUAAGUUAAAUUAAUUUACAGUCCACUAAAAGAGUCAAAGAUAUUUUUCCA